GUUUUAAUAAAGUAGAUGAAAGAAAAAAGUAUUAACAAUUAAACCAAUUAACAGCAACGUUUAAAUUGAUUACCAUCAUGUUGAAAUUAUUUCAAUCAAAGUCUCCAAAUGAAUGUAAAUCGGUUAACCAACAGGUAGCAAAAACACAAAGUGAUAAAUUGUUACAAGAAUCAUCGAUAGCCAAAUGGAUUGUUAAUAAUCAACCACAACCACAACAACAACAAUCAAAUAUCUUUGAUGGAGGUUCAUCUUCAUCCAUAUUUGAUGAAUUCAGAAGAAGAAGAAAAGAAACAACAACAACCGGUGAUAAAAUGAAAGGAGGAGGAAUCGGAGGUGGUGGUGGAUACGCCUCACCUUUUGCAACUAUUAAUUCACCUCUAGAGACAAUUUAUAGUGAUCUGACCAGUAUCAAUGGUCAAGGUAAUCCAGUGAUUAAACAGCAAUCACUUCAAGGAGUGUCAUCGCCAUCAUCAUCUUUACCAAUAGUUUAUCACCAUCACCACCAACAGCCAUCACAAUUUACAACAAUAUCACCAAUAAGAAAUAGAAAUCAACUGAUAGAUAAUAGUUAUCAGGUAAAUCAGCAAUGGACAAAAAAUUAUCCAUAUAAUGUUAAUCUUGACCAGGAGAAAUUAAAUCAAAAUGGAAACAAUAGAAAACCAUCAUCAUUGUCUUCACAUCUUUUCUUUCCUUCUCCUCAUGAAUCUCUUUCCCAAACACCAAAGGAACCAAAGAAACAAUCAACCGAUCCACCACUAAUGGAGAAGAAGAAAAAACAACCAACAAUUAAAUCAAAUUCUAAAUCAACAAGUAACAAAAAGAAAUCAAAAAAUAUACAAAAUGCAAAAUCUACUCACCAAAUUAAGAUGAAAAGCAAAAGAAUCAACCCAAAGGGUAGUGAAAAGAUUGGCUGGGAAUAUAAAGAUGUAACAUUAACACGAAUUCCUCGCUUUGGAUUUGGAAUUGCUGUCAGUGGUGGUAGAGAUAAUCCACAUUUUCCAAGUGAUCCUUCAAUCGCCAUUUCUGACGUUCUCAAAAAUGGUCCAGCUGAAGGGAAACUUCUUCCUUCGGACAGAGUAAUGAGCGUAAAUGGCGUUUCACUGGAAUGUGUUGAUUACAAUACUGCCGUCCAGGUAUUACGAGAAUGCGGUAAUACAGUUAACCUGUUGAUCAAACGACGGGUUGUCCUACCUGGACAUGAUCUUCUUAAAGUGACCUUAACUAGAAGUAAUAAGAAAGAUGAUUUUGGCAUAGUUUUGGGGUGUCAACUGUAUAUUAAGGAAAUUUCAAAUCGAAGUUUAAUUGACAAAGAAUGUAACAUUGCCGAAGGUGAUGUUGUAUUAAAGAUAAAUAAUACAAGCACUGAUAAUCUUAGCCUGAAAGAGGCUAGAAAAUUGAUUCACAGUAGUAAAGAUAAGCUUAAUUUGGUUUUAAAGCGAGAACAGAAUAAUAAUAAUAAUAAUAAUAACAUCUCUAAUAAUAGUAUUAAUAACUCCAAUCAUGUAAAUGAAUUUAAUGCACGUUUUAACGGUUCUAUGUCAAAUGGUUACAAAGAGAAUGGGGUUACCAACGAUAUUGCCAAUCAACGAUCAGCCUGGUCUAAUCAAAAUGUUUAUGUUCAACCACCCACUAGAGGUACUUUUGGAAGGUUAAUGACAUCAACUAAUGAUGACCAUCGGUCAAAUAGUAUGAAUAGAAUGCAACAACAACAACAGCAAGCAAAUUCUAAUGCCUCUGGAAGACAUCGAGGUCCUAUUACUGAUUUGUCACAAUUAACCUCAUUGGAUCCCAAUAUACCGGCUGUCAAUUCAAUAUUGAAUAAUUCACAUACCGGAGGCGGAAGUGAGAUUAAUGGUGAGGGUGUUUUAAGCCCUUCUGGUAGACCUCCGAUACCACGACCUGGUAAAGGCGGUGUUUUUGGUGAAGAUGAAAUGUUAUCCAUGAGACGAACCAGUAUGAACGUUUCAAGUGAACCUCGUUUAAUAUCCUUCAAGAAGGAAGGUUCAGUUGGUAUUAGGUUAACUGGUGGUAAUCAAGUUGGAAUAUUUGUGUGUGCCAUACAACCAGGUAGUCCUGCAUCUUUACAAGGUCUUCAAACGGGUGACAAACUGUUGAAAGUUAAUUCUAAAGAGAUGAGAGGUUUAACCAAGGAAGAAGCUGUGAUUUAUCUUCUUAGUGUUCAAGAUCAGGUUGACCUGAUUGUGCAGUUUUGUAAGGAUGAAUAUGAGGAAAUCCUUGCCAAUCAAAAGGGUGACUCUUUUUAUGUUCGAACCCACUACAAGUAUGAUGGCUCCUCAAAAGGUGAACUUGACUUUCAAAUGGGUGAAAUUUUCCAUGUUGUUGAUACUCUUCAUAAUGGUGUAGUUGGUUCUUGGCUAGUGUAUCGUGUCAAUGGUAAAACGGAUGUUCAAAAAGGAGUAAUUCCAAAUGAAAGUCGAGCUGAAGAACUUUCUGCUCUCAACAGUGAGAAUAACAAAAAAGAUACUUCAAUGGGAAGCUCAUCUCGUGUUGGAUUUUUCCGUCGACGAAGUGCUCGUCGAUCAAAAUCUUUAGGUAAAGAUCAUUGGGAAGAUGUCAUUUUAUCUGAUGGUGGAUCCAAAUUUUCAGCCUAUGAGAAGGUCUCUCUUAAACAUCCUGGUUUCAUUCGUCCUGUUGUAAUGUUUGGUGCUCUUGCAGACAUUGCUCGAGAUAAACUGUUGAAAGACUAUCCCGAUAAAUAUGCGUCACCACACACGGAAGAUUCAGACCAAGAUCCCGAUUGUCCCGGUAAAAGCCAGAAAUCUCUUGGAAUUAUUAGAUUGAGUGCCAUAAGGGAGAUUAUUGAGAAAGGCAAACAUGCUCUUCUCGAUGUUACCCCAACUGCCGUUGAUCGUCUUAAUUACGCUCAAUUUGCUCCCAUUGUAAUAUUUUUACGAGCCGAAAAUAAGACUAUUGUGAAAGAAUUGCGAUCACGUCAUGUUAAACCAAGUCAAAAAUCUUCUCGUAAAUUGUUUGAAUCAUCAACCAAAUUGGAAAAAAUGUAUUCUCAUCUGUUUACAUCGGUAAUUAAUUUGGGAACCGCUGAAAUGUGGUACAAAAAGUUACGUGAAACAAUUGAAAAGCAACAACAGAUCAACAUUUGGAUUAGUGAUUCAAAGCCACCAGAAACUAUAACGGAUGACUUUUUAUUACCCAUGACUUCACGUCUAAGUUACGCUUCAUCACCCGAAAGUGAUCUCGAUUUGGCCAAUGAAUCAAAGCGUGGAGAUAAAGAAGAUAAUUGUGGCUCUUCAAGAUUAGUUAAAGCAUCAAGUGACCCUUCCAUUGCCACAGUGGAAGAACCAAGUACCUUUGGACCUCCGCCAUAUAAUUCACGAUCUCAUCGUUCCGAUUUAAGCCAAACAAUGUCCCCUGCAGCUUAUAGCAAGAAAAAAGAAGCUCUUGAACGAGAUGAAUAUUUUGCUUCCAUGAAAGAUCCUUACAAUGCUCUCUAUCCAAAUGAAAGGUAUCCCAGUAGCAAUGGAAACACCAAUGGACCAACUGUCACCGUGGCUGACAUUCAGCCGAUCUAUAUGAGAACUUCUGUAUCACAGCCUCCAUCUGCUACAAAUGGUCCCGAACCACCUCCGCGAAUUGACCGUGCCAAUAAACCCAAUCGUUUCCGAAGUGCUCAUGAAGCUUUGUUUGGUAUUUCUGAUCGUGAUGCUGAUAAUCCACCGGAUUAUAUCAACACCGCAAUUACACCAACAGGAACUUUACAAGCUUCAACCAACGGAGGUGGAACUAAAAACUCCUCUUUAGAUCGACAUUCGGCCUUGGUCAAUGGUCGUACCAGUUUAAUGAUGGACAACUCAUCGCAUUCCAGUGAUUCCUACAAAUACAUCAGUCCAACAAGUACAUUUGACGACAGGAGGUAUGGCUCAAUUGCCUCAGCCAAUUCAACAUUAAACAUGAACCCUCGACAAAAUCAUGAUACUUAUAUGUAUUCCCGUGGUGGUAAUCCUAAACACCCAAUCAAUGGAUCUCCCUCUAAAUCUAUGGAUCCUGAUUCAAUUAAAGUCAUGUCAAAUUUAAUAGGUUCCAAUUAUUCUGGGGACAAUUAUAGACAAAUUCCACCCUCUCCACCUCCUAAACCAUCAAAUUACCAAACACUACGGAUGAAUGAUGGACGACCUGUGCCUCCUCCAAAACCAAUGCAUUAUCAACAAGUACGAUCUGGUUGGAGACCUGAAACAACGGAUAAGGAUCAAUUGAAUAAUAAUUCAUUCCAAUUAGUUAAACGUUCCAACUCCUCAGCGAUAGAUAUGUCAGCUGGUCCUCCAGCUUAUUUUCCACCCACACAAGAUCAACCUCCAAACACGCGAGCUCCCGAAGUGCCAACAGCUUCUUAUGUAAAUCAUUCAUCUUUAAGUUCACCUACAAGAAGGGCUCCAUGUUCAGAUACUGACAGUAGUAAUGGUUACAUGGCUGGUAAAAAUAAUUAUGACCCUAGGUCACCCUACUCCUCAAGUAAAUUAUCUUCACAUUCAUCUUCAAUGCUCAAUGGUAACAGUGCCUAUUUAAAUAUCCCCUUCCCUCCUCGAAAUCGUGACUCAAUUGCCUGUUCUGGAAACGGGCAACAAUCAAACAAUGUAAUCAUUUCAGCUCCAGGAUUAACCUCAACGACUCCUCAAUUACAACAACAGCAACACGUCCAGACACCGCCAAGCCUUAUUGACCUUUCCUCUAAUCGUGAAAACCGAGGAAGUGCCUUUGAAUUAUAUCGUAAACCAGGAGACUCUUUGAAUCGAGCUGGUUAUCCUCUUCAUGGUCUCCCUCCUCCUCCACCUCUUAUAUCAGAUCAUGAAGUAAAUGCCAGUCCUUCAAUCUCUGUAGAUAGCAAUCAGAAUGUGAUCGCAAUGGCCAAAGGUACUUUCGGCUCUGCUGGUGGGACACUUCAUUGUGAAGACACUGGUGUUACCAUAAUUAUACCGGAAGGAGCGAUUCCAGUGGGAGUUGAACAGGAAAUAUAUUUCAAAGUUUGUUAUGACAGCGAUAUGCUCCCUCCUCUUGAUAGAGACAAAGAAACACUGACCAGUCCGAUUGUUAUGUGUGGACCUCAUGGAAUUAAAUUUAAUCUACCAGUUGAAUUACGAUUACCACAUUCGCCUACAGUUAAUCCGGCGACAUCUUCAUUCUCACUUAAAUUAAGCGAUACUCCGAAUGGUAAACCAACCGAAUGGCAGAAUGUCGCAUUGGGUACCAAUGAAUGGAUGUCGGCGAGCAAUCGAGAUGAAAAUUACUUAUCGAUUCUUUUGGAUCAUUUUUAGUCAAUCAAAUUAAGGCCAAAUUCUCGUACUCCAAUUUAGUAUCGCACAAGUUGAAAAUCUAACUAUCCAAAAAAAAGCUUCGAUCUGUAAUAACUUAUUUACCUUUUCCCUCUCAAUCAAAUUAACUAAAUGUUCACAUGGGUCAAUAAAAUUAAUUUUCCAAAA
Molecule: messenger RNA, 5453 nt
Organism: Panonychus citri (citrus red mite)
Lineage: Eukaryota; Metazoa; Arthropoda; Arachnida; Trombidiformes; Tetranychidae
Product: tight junction protein ZO-1-like
Exons: 9
Coding region: 78-5288 (1736 amino acids)
Biological process (GO): cell-cell adhesion; protein localization to cell-cell junction; cell-cell junction organization
Cellular component (GO): bicellular tight junction; plasma membrane
Molecular function (GO): cell adhesion molecule binding
Source: RefSeq, a predicted model, not a curated record